CCAUUACUAAUUGAAAUACAUGCGAGUUAGAGAAGGGGAGAGAGAGAGAGAGAGAGACAAACGAGAGAUCGAUCUCCGUUGCUCGCCAUUGUGACGCGGAGAGAGAAGCUAGCUAUCAGCGAAGAACCCUAGGCACAGACUGCUAUAUCAUCAUCAUCUGUUUUCUUACAGGACCUCGAAUUUAUUUUCCGAAUAUUCAAAUUUCAGAGUACCUGAUGCGAUGAAGCUUUCCAAAGUACUGAUCUUUAUUAGGAAAUUUGAGCAUAAUUUGAGGGCUUAGGGUUUUACUGGUUUUAGGUACACUGACUCUUCUUGGAGACAAUCGAAUCGAAGAAUUAAACACAGCUUUUUGUAGGCUAUGGAAGUUGCCUCUUUUUAAGAUUUUUUAGGGUAAACCAAUUCAGAUAUAGGGAUGUCUGGGAAUCUCAACAACCAGCCCAAGAAUGUUAGGGUUUCGUCCCCUUUUGGAAAUGUCGAUCCACCUGCAAAUCAAAAUUCCAAUCUUCAAUCAAAAUCCCAAGUUCAACAACAAUUUGGUUCUGGUUUUCCUGGUCAAUUUCAUCUGUCCCAGUUAUCGGCUGCUCAAGCCCAGGCACUUGCCCAAGCACAUUCGAAGGCCCAAGCUCAAGCACAUGCCCAUUUACAAGCUCAGUUACAUGCUCAAGGGCUGUCCAUGAAUCAGCACCACACUGCCGGUAUUGGGAAUGUGGGUUCUUCACCAUCAUCAUCAUUUAACACACCAGGCAAUCCAAGUGCGAAACGCCCAGCUCAGAAGCCACCAGUGCGGCCUCCUAGCUUCUUGGCUACCAACACAUUCUCACCUUUGAGAAGUAUGGAGCCUGCAUCGGCUGCUGCUGCUCGUAGAAAGAAGCAGAAGCUUCCAGAGAAGCAGUUACAGGAGAGAAUGGCGGCAAUUCUGCCUGAAUCUGCUAUUUACACUCGGCUCCUUGAGUUUGAGUCUGGUGUAGAUGCUGCUUUAGCAAGAAAGAAGAUUGAUAUUCAGGACGCCAUUAAAAACCCUCCCUCGAUUCAGAAAACUCUUCGAAUCUAUGUAUUCAACACUCAUGCCAAUCAGGUUGGGGGAAUCCUCAAGAACCCAAAUGCUGAGCCACCAACUUGGACCCUCAAGAUAGUUGGAAGGAUCUUGGAAGAUGGAAUGGAUCCUGAUCAAGCUGGGAUGCUGCAGAGAUCGAGUUCCUUGUACCCAAAGUUUUCAUCUUUCUUCAAAAGAGUUGCCAUUUCCUUGGACCAGAGAUUAUAUCCGGAAAGCCAUAGAAUUAUGUGGGAUAGUGCUCGAUCACAGACACCUCAAGAGGGCUUUGAAGUAAAACGGAAAGGGGAUAAAGAAUUUACAGCAAACAUAGGGUUAGAAAUGAAUUAUAUGCCUGAGAGAUUUAAGCUUUCACAAGCAUUGAUGGAAGUUCUUGGUAUUGAAGUUGAUACUCGCCCUAGAAUCAUAGCUGCCAUCUGGCAUUAUGUAAAGGCUAGAAAAUUGCACAACCCAAACGACCCAUCUUAUUUUCAUUGUGAUCCACCACUCCAAAAAGUAUUUGGGGAAGAAAGGAUGAAAUUCACUAUGGUUUCACAGAAGAUAUCGCAUCAUUUGUCUCCUCCGCAGCCUAUAUAUUUGGAGCAUGAGAUCAAGCUUUCAGGGAAUAGUCCAGCGGGAAAUGCAUGCUAUGAUGUAUUGGUGGAUAUUCCCUUUCCAAUUCAGAAGGAAUUGAAUAAUUUGUUAGCCAACUCGGAGAAAACCAAAGAGAUUGAUUCCUGCGAUGAAGCUAUUUGUACUGUUAUAAGGAAGAUCCAAGAGCACCGUAGGAGACGAUCCUUCUUUCUUGGGUUCAGCCAAUCACCAGUGGAAUUCAUAAAUGCUUUGGUUGAAUCUCAAAGUCGGGAUCUGAAGCUUGUAGCAGGGGAAGCAAGUCGUAGUGCCGAAAAAAGUUCAGAUUUCUUCAAUCAACCGUGGGUUGAAGAUGCUGUUAUUCAUUAUCUGAAUCACAAGCCAGUUACAGAUGGUCCUGGAGGCACAUGAAUUAGGGAUCAUGGAACUGUUGAUGGGCACUUCCUCCGAGCUCACUCACAUUAGUCAAUUUUUUUGACAUCCCUUUUGGAAGCACUUUGCGUAUACACUGACCUUUCCAUUGUCAAGUGGGGAGGAAAGUUGCUUAUUUACAAGAAGAAAAUGUGCUCUGUAGACCGUUCAAGCAUUUCUUUGUUGUUUUUCAGGUUCACAGAACUGUGAUUUUGCUAAUUUGAACAAACAGGGUAUCAUAGGCUGAUUGAUCUUUUUGCACAAUGCCCAGUUUUAUGCUUACAAGUUAUUGUUUUUGUAAAUAAAACCUUCCAAGUCUUGUUGAUUCAUUUUUGUGAAUUGAUCUUCAAGUCUUGUUUUUGUAAACUAAACCUUCUACGUU
This is a messenger RNA of Camellia sinensis, 2414 nucleotides long. Its product is annotated as SWI/SNF complex component SNF12 homolog. Lineage: Eukaryota; Viridiplantae; Streptophyta; Magnoliopsida; Ericales; Theaceae. The record is from RefSeq and is a predicted model, not a curated record.